Messenger RNA from Arabidopsis arenosa, 713 nucleotides. NCBI's taxonomy places the organism in Eukaryota, Viridiplantae, Streptophyta, Magnoliopsida, Brassicales, Brassicaceae. The record is from the annotation of a GenBank genome assembly.
AUUUUGACAAAAACAAAAAGACAUGAGCUACGAUAAAGUCCCACCGGAAUCGUAUCCUCCUCCAGGAUACCAAUCUCACUAUCCACCUCCGGGUUAUCCAUCAGCACCGCCGCCGCCGGGAUAUCCUUCUCCACCGUCGCAUCACGAAGGAUAUCCUCCACCUCAGCCUCACGGAGGAUAUCAACCGUAUCCACCACCGUCUUCACGUCCUUACGAAGGCGGUUACCAAGGUUACUUCGCCGGAGGAGGUUAUCCUCAUCAUCAUCACGGACCACCGCCUCCUCCUCCGCCGCAAAAUUACAAUCACUGUCAUCACGAUCAUCACCAUUACCAAGAUUCUGACUCUGGUUGCUUCUCUUUCGUCCGUGGCUGUCUCGCUGCUCUUUGCUGUUGCUGUUUGUUGGAGGAAUGCUGCUUCUGAGAAUGUCCGUCUCUGCGGAUCUUGUCAUUUACUGUCAGCAUUAUGUGUCUAAUCGAAGACAUAUGCCAUAACUCUCUAUGUCUUAUGUACUAUCUAUCGUGUUUCAAUGUCUGUUGAUGUUCACCUCUUUGUUUGAGAGUGCACUCAUCCAGAGCAUGGAUUUGACAAGUAGGUUUCUUGUGGAUGUUCUCUGUAAUUUUUAUGUAUUAUUUGGAAAACAUGUUUGUUAUUUUACCCAAAUUUUAGUUCUUUCAAAGGCUGAAUUAUGGUAUAAUAAAAUGCAACAUUUGUA